CUGAGCAGCACAGGAACACACACAGUUUCACUGAGUCAGUAGACAUGGAAGAUGGGAAGCCUGAUCUGCAGCUGCUCAAAGUGGAGACAAUAGAGGACAGACCAGAGAGUGGACUAAAGAUGUGGGAUCAAGGUGGUUGGCUGGAGGCUAACAGAAGAGACUGGGCGGCCAUCUUGGAUUCCCAGACUGUUGCAGCCAAGGUCCCUGGGGACGGCAUCACCGAGCAGGCCAGGACCAGAGGCGACAUAGCGGAGUCUGCAGUCCAUGAGGACCUGCUGAUAUCCGGUGUUGCUGGCGGGAGAGACUGGACCUCUGAAGCGGGUGGUCAUAAACCCUGGCCCCAGAUCAGGACCCUGGAUGAGAAGCUUUCGCUCUUCCUUCCCGAGUCAGAACCAGGACCCAACCACGAGGGACAGAGACUCCUCCGCCACACAGAACACAACCAGUGGACAGGUGGACUGAACAACAGUCCUGGUGGUCAUCAGAGAGACAGAGGCUCCAGUCAGGGAUCCAGUCUGCAGCCCAGAACCUUCUCUCCACAGUCUCAGUGCAGGGAUGGAGCAGGGCCUGGAGCUGAUAGAGAUAGACCCUCCUGUUCCUAUGAUUCAAACAUCACAGUAUCCAUGAUGAACAGAACAAGUCACCCUGGGCUUCAGCCUUCACAGAGAGUGGUGGGAGACCCCCCUGGUGGAAGUCUAUCAGGAAGUCUGUCUUCCCCUUCAGGAUCUUGUCUAAUGCCUGGUGACUGGGUUCAUAAAAAGCCUGGACCUGGGUCUAGCUUUCCUCAGUUACCUCAUGGUUACCCCACCAAUACAGACCGGGUCAGGAUGGGCGUUCACCACAAGAGGUAUCUAGCCUAUAACACAGCACACAAUCCCAAUAACACCCCAACAAUGGCUAAAGGUCAAGGAGGGAGCUUAAACACUAACCACCUGAGGGUGGUGGCUCCUGCUUCUACCUCCUCUGGUGUCAAUGGGUCACAACGUGGGAGGCCGAGUAUUAGGACAGACGCUGACAAGCCAUACGCCUGCCCCACGUGUGGGAAGCGCUUUACUGAGUCGAACUAUGUGAAGAGGCACCAGACCGUUCACACCAAGGAGAGGCCCUUCAAGUGCAAACGAUGUUACAAGAGCUUCUCCUUCCUGAGUAGCCUUAUCAGACAUAGGAGUGUCCACAAUGUGGAACAAUUGUAGCAGUGUGGCUUGAGAUGUACACCAGGGAUAUCUGGGAGCCAUUCUUUAGCUUAGCAAUUCUCAACUGGUGGGUCACAGGGAGGUUUGACAUGGGUCGCAGGUGUCUGAGUAAAAAAAAUAUAUAUAUAUAUGUACACAGUUGAAG
Salvelinus sp. IW2-2015 is the source of this 1338-nucleotide messenger RNA. RefSeq lists its product as uncharacterized. The record is from RefSeq and is a predicted model, not a curated record. Lineage: Eukaryota; Metazoa; Chordata; Actinopteri; Salmoniformes; Salmonidae.